AUGUCAAACGCCCUGGACCAGUUUAUUAUGGAAGAUGUGGCUAAAAACUGCCCCCAACAAUUUGUAGAGUAUCAUAAAUGCAUCUCUAAAAACAAGGAUGAUCCUGGCCAAUGUGCUUUCCGGCAGAGAGACUUGUCGGUAUGUAUCAAACAGAAGGUGCCAAGCGUUCAAAAAGUAAUGGCCAAGUGCGGCCAACUGAUGCAAAAGUACGAGACCUGUGUGCGCGACAAUAUGGAGACGCGCACUAUCAAUGAGAACUGUCUAGGCCUUUUACAAGAGAUGCGCACCUGCGCAGAGAAGCAGGUCCAAGGCCCGAGCCCCAUUAACCAGCUCUAG
This is a messenger RNA of Lachancea thermotolerans CBS 6340, 336 nucleotides long. It is a transcript of the gene MIX14, whose product is annotated as Mix14p. Lineage: Eukaryota; Fungi; Ascomycota; Saccharomycetes; Saccharomycetales; Saccharomycetaceae. Gene Ontology annotation, cellular component: mitochondrion; respiratory chain complex IV. The coding region runs from base 1 to 336 and encodes 111 amino acids. The record is from RefSeq and is a predicted model, not a curated record. The transcript has a single exon.